GAGUAAUUACUGCGAUGUCACUCCUAAAAGACACAGAUGACUUACCUAUCAAACUAAACUUGGAUGAACUAAAAGAGGAACUGUCAAAAAAUGGGCUGGUACUAUGUCCUGUUAAAGGCUGUGAUCAAGACUUCAAGUCUCUCUGGGGCCUCAAAUACCAUGUUAGACGAGCCAACCACCAAGAGGUCUCAUCAGAGAGGAAGUUUAAGUGUGAGCAGUGUAAUCAAACGUUUCAGUCUCGAAUUGCUUUACGUGAACACAGAACAUUAGAUCAUUCAGGGAGUGAGAGUAGAAGUCCACUAGCAAGUCCAGGAAUUUUCAAUGAAAUGGAGGGAAAUGCUACUUCAUCAAAAGGAACCAUAAAGAGGAAACGUGGUAGACCAAAGAAAAAUACAGAUACAUCAGCCAAGAACAAUAACAGUGUAACUUUUGAUUCGACGGAGAUGAACAAGGAUGCCAGUGAAACAUUAUCUCCAUCAGUUGAAUUACCCAAGAAAGGAGAAAAUUCUGAUGGCACUGGAAGAAGAACUUCUACAAGAGUACGGACUCCUCGAAAAAACACUUUUGUUUAUGAGGAGGAAGAUACAACUAAAAAUAAAAGGGGGAACAAACGAAGGAAAGAGGACAGUGAAGCUGGUGUUUCAGAUAAUACCCCUAAAAAGAGAGGAAGAAAACCAAAAAGUUCAUUAGUGGAAAGUCGUAAUGUUAUUGAGGGACCUUGUAAAAAACAUGGAAGGAAGCGCAAAGGUGACACUGCCAGUUAUGAAUCUGAUGUUGGCCAUGAAAAAGUGAGAGGAAUUGGUAAUGAUAAAGUGGACAGAGGUACCAAUAUUGUUGGUGAUGGAGAGGAUAAUGUUCAUGAAGGUGAUGUUGCCAAUGAAGUUGACAUUGUAAUUGAGGAUGGUGACGGUAUUGAUGAUGACAAUGUUGAUAAUGAGAAUGAUGAUGGUGAUGAUGAUGACAGUGCUGGCCAGGAAAGUGAUGAUGAUGAUGAUGCUGAGGAUAGAGAUAAUGAUGAUGAUGAUGAUUUUGAAAAUGAUGAAGAAAGUACUAAGACAAAAGCUAAAGACACCAAAAAAGCAGAAGCUGCCAAGCCAGCAAAGAAGGGCAGAUUAUCAAAGAAGGAAGUGGCUGAGUUCACCAUCACCCAUGCCUUUACUAACUUUAGUAUGAACAGCCUAGAAUAUUUACAUCUUUCAUUUCAGUCUACAAGACUGAAAAGACUUGUGAAGUCAGGACAGUCCUUAGCGUGCCCAAACCAGGGGUGUAGAGCAAAGUUCACGACUGCCCUUGGAUACCAAAGCCACGUGAAAAUAUGUGGGAUAAAAGAGGAGGAGAGAGAGAAGUUUCCUUGUGAGAUUUGUGGAAAACAAUACAUGUCCUAUCCAGGACUUACAUAUCAUAUGAAGGCUAAACACACUGAGAGUGAACCCAUCAACAGUGAUCAUUCUGAGGUUAAGGAUGAGGAAGAGGAGCCUGAAAUUCUACCAAGUGGAAGAAGAAGAAGAAAGGCAGCUUCAAGGGCUAUAUCAAAGGUGCAGCAAAUAACAACAGACCAAGAACUUGAAGAAAUCAAUCUGGCCAAAAAGACAGAAAAGAGAGCCCUUGGCCAGCUGAUAUCCAAAAUUAAAGGACGAGUUGUUUCAAAGGAGCAAGAGGACAAAUGGAAUGAGAUGCUCAAGACAGAGUCAGAUAUAGUUUGUCCUGGCGUGGGGUGUUCAGAAACAUUUAAGGCAGUGUCAAGCCUCAAAGAGCAUCUGCAAUCAUGUGCAAAAACAAUCUCUUACAAGUGUCUGGCAUGUGGCAAGAAGUAUCUAUCCUUACUAAUCAUCCAGAAGCACAUCAAGCAUCUUCAUGUUGGAUAUAUGCCAAAGGGAAUGGAGAAGUCCGACAGCAGUGAUGUGGAUUUUCAAGCUGCCAGUUCAGGAGAGAGUGAAGAUGACAGUGACGAUGUAGAAAUUGAAGAGAUCGACGAUAGUGGUAGCGAACUAAAUGACCACCAGGAGGAUGCCGAAGAAAUUGUUGUCUGGGAUGACACGAGAGCAAAGUUCAAGAAACCAAGAAAAAAGAGACAACCGCCUAACAGAACGUCUGGUGAAGAUGUGAGAUUUGGACCUAUUGGGGCAAAGGACUCGGAGAGUUACACAACAACAGAAAGCUGGCGCAAGCAAGAGUAUACACAUAAGGAGCUGUUUCCAAACUUGAGACCCUCCUCCUCAUACUGGUGUAAAGUUGAGCUCAGUGAAGUCGACCAGUAUUUACCUGAAGCAACAACCUCACCACCGUUUCAAAUAAGAAGAAAAGGAGAGAGUCAGUGCUUGGAGGAGAGCACAGAACUUCCAUUGUUUGAGAGCACAUCUAAAGAUCAUAGUAAGAUAAUCAACGGAGCCUCUAUCAAUUAA
This is a messenger RNA of Pocillopora damicornis (cauliflower coral), 2402 nucleotides long. RefSeq lists its product as uncharacterized. Gene Ontology annotation, molecular function: protein binding. Gene Ontology annotation, cellular component: transcription factor TFIIIC complex. Lineage: Eukaryota; Metazoa; Cnidaria; Anthozoa; Scleractinia; Pocilloporidae. The record is from RefSeq and is a predicted model, not a curated record. Gene Ontology annotation, biological process: transcription by RNA polymerase III.